CACCAGCAUUUCCUCCUCCUAGGUCGUCGAAACAACAAACCGAACUACGGAGCGAGCGGGGUGAGAACGUCCCAAACUGCCUCUGACCGCGACUUUUAAACUCUUUUUUAAACAGAUUUCCAGCGGGUUGGAGGGAGAAACUGUCCAGGAAUAAUAAAAGUUACGAUUGUGCCCCAACAACACAGUACAACAAGGUCACAUGCAACCCCCCCUAUCUCUUUUUUUGCGAAGAAUCUCAAGUCAGUUGUAAAGUUGACGUUAACCAGAAGAUGUUACAGAAAUGAUAGCAGCACCAGAAAUACCACCAGAGUUCGCCUACCCUCAGGACACCGAUACCAGAUUCUCCUCAGACACAGACUUCUCUGAGGAUCUUGAUGGCAGAGGUGGAAUUCCAGCUAAAGGAAAGGGUGGAAAGAAAGGGAAGAAGGCGGCGGGGGAGAAAGGCAAAGGCGGGAAGGGCGCAGGCCGCAUAAAUGGCCACCACCAAGAGAACGGCAUGGAGAACAUGAUGCUGUUCGAGGUGGUGAAAGUGGGCAGGAGUGCAAUGCAGUCUGUUGUUGAUGAAUGGAUCGAGUCUUACAAACACGACAGAGAUGUUGCUCUGCUAGAUCUCAUCAAUUUCUUCAUCCAGUGCUCAGGGUGUAAAGGGGUGGUGAGUGGAGAAAUGUUUCGCAACAUGCAGAACUCUGAGAUCAUCCGACGAAUGACGGAGGAAUUUGAUGAGGACAGCGGUGACUACCCUCUAACCAUAGCUGGGCCCCAGUGGAAGAAGUUCAAAACCAGCUUUUGUGAAUUCAUUUCUGUGCUAGUGCGUCAGUGUCAGUACAGCAUCAUCUACGACGAGUACAUGAUGGACACGGUCAUCUCCCUCCUCACUGGACUAUCAGAUUCACAAGUCCGAGCCUUCAGACACACCUCAACGCUGGCAGCCAUGAAGCUGAUGACAGCCCUGGUGAAUGUAGCUCUAAACCUGAGCAUUAAUAUGGACAACACCCAGCGCCAGUAUGACGCAGAGAGGAAUAAAAUGGUUGCUAAAAGAGCCAACGACAGGCUGGAGCUUCUCCUCCAAAAGCGUAAAGAGCUCCAAGAGAAUCAGGAUGAAAUUGAGAACAUGAUGAAUGCAAUUUUCAAAGGAGUGUUUGUUCAUCGAUACCGAGACUCUAUAGCGGAAAUCAGAGCCAUCUGCAUAGAGGAGAUCGGCGUGUGGAUGAAACUGUACAGCGAUGCCUUCCUCAACGACAGCUAUCUGAAGUAUGUGGGUUGGACCAUGCAUGAUAAGCAAGGAGAGGUACGUCUCAAGUGUCUGACAGCUCUGCAGGGCCUCUACCACAACAGAGAGCUGAAUGCAAGACUGGAGCUCUUCACCAGCCGCUUUAAGGACCGGAUUGUCUCCAUGACUCUUGACAAGGAAUACGAUGUUGCCGUACAAGCAAUUAAACUGCUGACGCUAGUCUUAAAUAGUACAGAUGAGGUGUUGACGCCCGAGGACUGCGAGAGCGUCUAUCACUUGGUCUACUCGGCACACCGGCCGGUUGCUAUUGCAGCUGGAGAAUUCCUCUACAAGAAAUUGUUCAGUCAGCGAGAACCAGAGGAGGAAGGUGCCCCUAAAAGAAGAGGCAGACAAAGUCCUAACGCCAACCUCAUCAAGACCACUGUCUUUUUCUUCCUGGAGAGUGAGCUCCAUGAGCACGCAGCUUACCUGGUAGACUCCCUCUGGGAAUGUGGUGCAGAGCUACUGAAAGACUGGGAGUGUAUGAUCAGCUUACUGCUGGACGACCCCAUGCCAGGAGAGGAAGCUCUUACAGACAGACAGGAGACAGCUUUGAUUGAGAUCAUGCUGUGCACUGUGCGUCAGGCUGCUGAAUGCCAUCCGCCUGUUGGGAGAGGAACGGGAAAGAGGGUAAUGACGGCGAAAGAGAAGAAGACCCAGCUGGACGAUCGGACACGAAUCACUGAACUGUUCGCUGUAGCUCUACCGCCUCUUCUGGCCAAGUACGCUGUUGAUGCAGAGAAGGUGACCAACCUGUUACAGCUGCCUCAGUACUUUGACCUGGAGAUUUACACCACAGGACGUCUGGAGAAGCACCUGGAGGCCCUGCUGCGUCAGAUAAAGGAGAUAGUGGAGAAGCACACAGACACUGAAGUUUUGGAGUCCUGCUCCAAGACGUACCACGCCCUCUGCAACGAGGAGUUCACCAUCUUCAACAGGGUAGACAUCGCUCGCUCCCAGCUGCUGGACGAGCUGGUGGACAAGUUCAGCCGGCUACUGGAGGACUUUCUACAAGAGGGUGAGGAUGCCGAUGAAGAUGAUGCUUAUCAGGUUUUGUCGACUCUGAAGAGGAUCACAGCGUUUCACAAUGCCCACGACCUGUCAGGGUGGGACCUGUUUACCAGCAACUUCAAGCUACUCAACACGGGUAUAGAGAACGGAGAUAUGCCUGAACAGAUAGUCAUCCAUUCGCUGCAGUGCACUCACUACGUCAUCCUGUGGCAGCUGGCUAAGUUGUCCGAGGGCAGUUCAAGAAAGGAUGACAUGGUCAAUCUUCGGAAGCAGAUGAGGGCGUUUUGUAUGAUGUGCCAGCGCUACCUCACAAACGUCAACACGGCCGUCAAGGAACAGGCGUUCACCAUCCUGUGCGACCUUCUGCUCAUCUUCAGUCAUCAGAUGGUCUCAGGAGGCAGAGAACAUCUGGAGCCUCUGGUCUAUUCUCCAGAGGAUUCCUUACAGUCCGAGCUGCUUUCCUUCAUCCUCAACCACGUCUUCAUAGACCAGGACGACGACACUAACAGCACUGACGGCCAGCAGGAUGAUGAGGCAGUGAAGAUCGAAGCUCUGCACAAGAGGAGGAACCUCCUGGCUGCCUACUGUAAGCUCAUCAUCUACUGCGUGGUGGAAAUGAGGACUGGAGCGGACAUUUUCAAGCAGUACAUGAGGUAUUACAAUGAUUAUGGUGACAUCAUCAAGGAGACCAUGAGUAAGACGAGACAAAUCGACAAGAUCCAGUGUGCCAAGACGCUGAUCCUCAGUCUGCAGCAGCUGUUCAAUGAAAUGCUGUCAGAACUGGGUCACGGGUUCGACCGCUCCUCCUCCUCCUUCUGUGGGAUCAAAGAGCUGGCCCGUCGCUUCUCUCUGACCUUCGGUUUGGAUCAAGUGAAAACCAGGGACGCCAUCGCCAUGCUCCACAAGGAUGGGAUCGAGUUUGCAUUUAAGGAGCCGAGUCCUCAGGGGGAGGGAGGACCUCCCCUUAACUUGGCGUUCUUGGACAUCCUCAGCGAGUUCUCCUCCAAGCUGAUGAGACAGGACAAAAGGACCGUCCACAUGUACCUGGAGCGCUUCAUGACGUUCCAGAUGGCUCUGCAGCGUGAGGACUGCUGGCUGCCGCUCAUUUCCUACAGGAACUCGCUGCAGGCGGGCGGCGAUGACGACACCAUGUCUGUGAUGAGUGGCUACUCCAGCCGAGGCUCCUCGGUCCGCUCCAAGAAAGCGAAGCCGCCUGCGGUUACAGCCGGAACGUCGGCAGUGAAGAGGAAACUUCCGGAAGAGGAGAGCAGCAGCGGCGAGGUCUGGCAGCAGAGCAUUCAGACCCCCGUCAUGAUGCCGUCCCCUCAUCUCACCUCCACUGCCAUGCGGGACCCUAAGAGGGGUCGUGAUGACAGCUUCAUGGGGGUCUACGCUCUUCCUCAUGAGCAGCAGCCGCCGCCCCACCCUCACGCGCACCAACAGCAUCAUCCGCAGACGCCUCAGCACCACCAGACACCCAUGGACUACAAUUCCCAGGUGACGUGGAUGUUGGCUCAGAGGCAGCAGGAAGAGGCGCGCCAGCAGCAGGAAAGAGCCAUGAACUACGUGAAGCUCAGGACCAAUCUGCAGCACGCUAUUCGUCGGGGCACCGGGCUCAUGGAGGAAGACGAGGAGCCGAUCGUGGAGGAUGUGAUGAUGUCGUCGGAGGGUCGGAUGGACGACCUCAAUGAAGGCAUGGACUUUGACACCAUGGACAUUGAUCUGCCGCCGUCUAAGAAUCGCCGCGAGAGGUCUGAGCUCAAGCCGGACUACUUUGACCCUGCUUCAAUUAUGGACGAAUCGGUCCUCGGAGUGUCCAUGUUUUAAGCUAAACUCCAGAGGAUUUCCGAGGCUGGGAUUGCAGAAGAGGCGCUUUGUAUUUAAAGAGAAUUAUUAGAUGCAAAAACAGAAAUGUUUUCUGUAAGAAAAUAAAAAUAAAACAAGAAAAAAAAAAACACACAUUCUGGCUUGUACUCCACGUGGACCAAUGACAACCCACACUCAGUGUUGCUUGCUCAGAGAGGACUUUGUUUCAGAAAAACUUUACUUUUCUAAUGUUGGGUGAGCUCUUCCUGUUCCAAGCUAGCAUAAACAGGCCACUUCCAAAACCUAUUAGACGCAUCGGAAGAAAAAUCUAUAGCUUUUCUUCUUCUUCCUUCUUUUUUAAAAAACAUGGGGAUGAAUUGGUGUGUUUUAACUUAAGAAACCUUUUUUUUUUAUGUCUAACCCUUUUUACAAUUGUAGUAAGUUACCAGGUGUGAAGUAGUAAUUUAUAAACAGACUGUAGUAGCUUGCUUGUACUGUGUUAGCCAAGUGGAUGGAGGUCUUUCUUUUUGUGCUUUUUUUUUUUCCUCCCCUGUUUUUGUUAAUAAGUUUGUUCUCCUCUAUUGGCUUUGGGUUUUUUUCUCCCUGUUGGCUCUGAGUGGAGGUCCUGAUAACCACUGGUGGUUAAAACGUCGCCUAGAAUGGCUCUAGAUCCCGUUAUGCUGUGAAGUCCGGCUCAUGUUACUCCCUAAUGAACAAUCAGAGGUUUGGAAACGACGCAUCUUCUCCAGCAUUUAAGGUUUAUUCAACAAAACUCCCCUUUCCUCCCCAAAUUCCCACAGCAUAAUGUUAAAAAUAUCUGCGAUUUAAAUAAAAGUUAUAUAUGAAUCGGUGCUGAUUUUUAUAUAUGUGCUUUUCUUUUUUUUUUUUUUUUUUCAAUCUUAAGUCAGAAAGUUUGAGAAAUGUAUAAGUAAAACUUAAAAAAAAAAAUGAAAGCAUGUGCAGCCAUGCAUCAAGGAAGAUUUUUAAAUUUGUAUUUUUAAGUUCCUAUUCUUAUUUUUUUCUCUUCUUUGUCUUGAUACCGUCUUUGAAUUUCUACCUUUUUUCCUACGUGUAAAUUAGUUUGGAUAUAACUAAUGAAAAAGAACUUGUGAAAUUCAGCUUUAAGAAUUUUUUCUCGGCAUUGAAAACUCCUGUCACUAAUAAAACAACAUAAAAAAGAAUAAAAAAAAAAAGCUUUUAGAUUUCCAAAUGUUUGAAAGCCUGUAAGGUUAGUCACUCAGACAGUACUGAAGUCCCACGUUAUUCAGCAGCGCCGUGGCAGCUAGACGAAAAGCUCGGCUUUUGACGUGUCACAAGUUUCCUGAAAUGUUUUGUCUACUGAGGUCUUUUAUUUUGUAGUCAUUCCAUGCUUAAGCCUUAACAACAUGCUCGUGGAGGUCGCCCUCUCUCACAGUAAUCUUCCAUGUCCGAGGUGGAUAAUUGGCUCUUAGAACAUGAAAUAUGAGGUGGUCGGAUGUAAUGUGAUAAAGUAGAUAAACAGCCUAUAUGUGUUUUUUGCCUAAUUAUUUUAUGUAAGUAAACAAAAAUUCUUUUAAGGAAAAAAAAAAAAAGUACUGUUUAUUGUUUGUUACUUACCACUACAUCGGUAUAAAUCCUUAUUAGAUCAUGUGUAUAUAUAUAAAACGUCAUUUCUCUCCUUGCUUUUGGACAUUUCUGUUUUAUUCUCCUGCACUCUUGAGUUAUUGUCCAUUAUCUCCCUCAUCUUUUCAGUCACUCUGUUUUCUGAUUUGUACUUGUCUGGAGACAGUAACUUUUGAAAUAAAAAUCAACACAUUU
This is a messenger RNA of Cyprinodon tularosa, 5884 nucleotides long. It is a transcript of the gene stag2b, whose product is annotated as stromal antigen 2b. The transcript is spliced from 34 exons. Gene Ontology annotation, biological process: sister chromatid cohesion. Gene Ontology annotation, cellular component: chromatin; nucleus; cohesin complex. Gene Ontology annotation, molecular function: chromatin binding. The record is from RefSeq and is a predicted model, not a curated record. Lineage: Eukaryota; Metazoa; Chordata; Actinopteri; Cyprinodontiformes; Cyprinodontidae. Bases 281 to 4108 code for a protein of 1275 amino acids.